This is a messenger RNA of Babesia bigemina, 5565 nucleotides long. RefSeq lists its product as hypothetical. NCBI's taxonomy places the organism in Eukaryota, Apicomplexa, Aconoidasida, Piroplasmida, Babesiidae. The record is from RefSeq and is a predicted model, not a curated record. The transcript is spliced from 2 exons. Bases 1 to 5565 code for a protein of 1854 amino acids.
AUGUCCCAUCAUGUUCACCCUAAGUCCAAAUCUCUCGAAUUACUUCGUCUUAUUAACGCUAUGACCUCCAUAAAUCAUUAUAAUAACUUGUUGAUGGAUGCCAGGAAAAAGCAGUUGAAUGGUAUCAAUGAUAGCCGUAUUCAACUUGGUGAAUUGGCUGGGCAGCUUGGCGGAUUUGUUGGUCAAAGUGAGAGUGUUAAGAAAGCCGUUGUGAAUGCUAUUAUCGCUAAAAUUAACAGUAAUGAAGAGCUUAAACAUCUUUACUCUUCUCUUGUUACUAACCUUUCUGAGUCUGUCAAGUCUGCUGGCCAGGCUGAUGACACCGGAAAAAUUAGUGAGCUAAAAAGUAAAAUUACCACUGAAAUUAAGCUUACUGAAGAGACAAUGAAGAAGCUUAAACCUUCUGUAAUUAACUCUCCUUCUUCCCCCUCUCCCUCUGCUGAGUCAGACAAAUUGCACUCCAAGUUGCAGGCUUUGGAGAAAGUGGAGAAGCUUUGUGAAAAUUAUGAGAAACUUAAAACUUCUGAUAAUAACCCAAAAAAUCUCUUAGAUAAUUUAUGUGACGGCCUCGAAACCUUCCUCGGCUUCAACUCUGCUUCCAAAGGCUACGAUGGCACUGGGAUAGUGUACUCCGACUUGGAUAGGCUGUGUGACGGGGUGAUGGGAUUUUUGAGUGGAGUGCUUGGUGCGGUGAAAAACGAAAAUGAAGUGACAACUUAUGAUAAUUACAUAACUUCAACUAAUAUUAAUAGUGUAGUUAGCAAAAUACAUGACUGUAUUGGUAAGGGGCCGGAGGCCUUCAAGGAGGCAAUGGCCGACGUGAUUUUUUGGCUGCGUAAGUAUAAUUUUGUUUUGCAGGAAAAAACAAGCGAGUUAACUGCUGAAAUAAGUAAGUUUAUGAAUUCCAAAAUUGGUUAUGACUAUAUUAAACGUGUUUCAGGUAGCUCGACGAAGAGCCUUCGAGAACAGCUGUCUGACUGGACCAAUGUGGUCGGCGAGAUUCAACGAGACCUAACAAAAAUUGAAACCGAAAAUAUUAAUGCGUUAGAUAAGACACUUAGAAAUAAUAUCAUGCAUAAAUUCGAGCCUGUUAAAACGUCGGUUCAAUUGCUGCUUGAGUCCGCCCAAAAUGAUGCAUUGGUGAAGCAGGCGACCAAGGUAGAUGCUGAAUUGGAGAAGCAGGAAAAAGAAAUUAAGAAAGAGAUACUUAGGCAAUCUAUAUCAAUUACAGACACCUUUAAAGAGGGAUUUCAAGAAGUAUUUAGGAAUAUACGACAUCUUAGUGAUGUGGAAAAAACGCAAUUUGGGAGCAUUAAAAAUAGAUUGGAGGAGGCGCAGAAGUUUUUGAAUACUAAAUUUGACUAUGAAUACAAAAGUCAUGUUAUUGGUAAGUUUGAAGAUAUAAAAACGGUAGUUAAAAACGUACAUGCCAUGUUAUCUGUACAAAAACAAGGACUUGAGAAGUUAGUUGCAUACGCUUGGCAGCACUUUGAACAACUUAAAAUUAAUACCAUUAAAAAAGAGCCGGGCAACGGGGAGGACAAUAGCAUAGGAAAGAAAUGGGAAGAGCUACAAACGCAGAUUAUAUCAAUAGUUGGUGAUAUUAAUGGGACUGGUGCAGGGCACAACAAAAACCAUCCAAGCCAUGAUGGUCUUGAAGGUAUCCAAACUAGAACGAAGGAGUGGGCUGAAGGAUUUACGCAUUUUGAGAAUGUAGUGGAGAAAUGGGUAGCAGAGAUAUUAAAUGAUGGUAAGGGGAUGGUAAUCGAUAAGGUUAAUAAAUAUUAUGGUAAUAUAACAGAAAAUGAUAAGACUGCGAUUUCACGCGUAUUUAAGGAACAGCUUAAUGCAAAGGUCAUAAAAACAAAUGGACCGCUCACAGUGCGAGUCAUGGAAGGUCGCGACAGCAUUCAGCAAAAUAUUAACGCUGUCCAAUCCUCUUGCGAUAAGUUUGCCAAAGUGCUUCAUGAGAAGAUCAAGGCGCACGACACGCUAGUCGACAUUGCAAAAAGCAUUUUGGAGGCGAUUAACUUACAAGUGAAAACAACCACUAAAACAAAUGACGCACGCGAUAUAUCGGAUGCUAUUCGUUCCACUCUGGAACAACUCGUGGGAAUGUCUAGGAGUGCAUCCCUCGAGAUCAAAUCUGUAACUGCCGAAAAUAGCACUUAUAGCCUUGGAAAACGCGUCGAUGAGGCGUUAAAAGAGAUUGAUAAUAUCCGAAAGGAAUUCGUAGCUGGUGGAGAAGGGCGUAACGGCAAAUUUAUAACCGCGGCAUUGAUAACGGUGAAUGACAAAAUACGUCUACUUGAACCUAUAUUGAAAAAUGAAGCUACAGGCUCUUUGCGUGCUACUGCGAACGCGGUUGAAACUAUUGUCACGGAGCUUCAAGAAUUUACGAAAACGAAAAAUACAAAUGGCAGCAUUGAACAAAAAAAGCAAGCGGUCGUCGACAAAAUGGCAGAUUUGAAAUCCCAGAUUCAAUCGCAUAUCAGUGUCAUUCUUAAGGCUGUCGUUGAUGCAGAUGCGUAUUUGGAAGCAGUCAUCAAUGACAUCCAAGAUGCAUUAACUGAAGCUGAUAUAAAGGCCAACCAAGCUGUCAACCAACUGAAGGAAGAACUGACAGAGAAGGUGGAUAAGGCAUUUCACAUCAUAAACAUUGAAGUAAAAUCCCUAUUUGCCAAAGAAAGAACCGCCCACCUCUCCGCCCUCAAGACCCUCGUCACCAGGCAGCUCAAGAUCAUCACCUGCACCGUCAACAAAAACCUCAACACCGGCCUGAAAGGCUUCCUCAAGACGCUGAGCGGGGAUUAUGUCGACAUUUAUUUGGCUGGUUAUAAGGAGCGUCCGAAGCAUCUCCCUCCUAAAGCUCAGAAGACCAAUCCGCUCGACGAAGUGAAGACCGCUCUUGAAAGAGGUGAACAUGGAGACAAAGUUGCAACGCUGUCCUCCACAUUCAAGCACUAUUCUGAACACAUCUUCGAUUACCUCGAUAAGGACCUCAAACAUAAUUUCGCCUCCCAGCCUCAGGUCAUCGGCCAGUAUGACCAGACUGUCUCCACCAUCCGCUCGAACCUCACCGAUCUCCUCACCCACAUCAGCGCUCACAAACACUUCGACCACCAGGUUCCCGAGAUGCUCGAAACGCUCAAGACAUCCCUCACCUCCUUCAAGUCCUCGCACUUCGGCAACGCAUCCUACCCCGUGCUCGACGCCUUUCCCCGAAGCCUGGAGCAGUUCGUCGGGGAGCUGGAGAGGAUGUACGUUAGCAGGUAUGAUGGGCAUAAGCAGAAGGUUAAUAUGGGUAAAUUGGUUAUUAGUGAUGGUGAUAAAGGUGAAAAAUUAACGGAUGACGGCAGAAAUUUGUCGAAGGUAUUUUUGACGAUUUUGGUGACUUUGAAAGCCGGGUUAGACGAGUUAAAGCAGAAUGCUCCAAACGCCUGGAGAGGAAGACAAAUUUAUUUGCAAGACAGUAACGAAGAUGAAAACUCAUUUGGUCAAUUUUUGAACAAGUGCGGUUACAAAGUUUCCAAGUCGCAUGAUUCCCAUGAAGGUCACCUGAGGAAUAAGGAGCAGUGCAAAGGUCAAUAUAUCCACGACGGUCUUCUUGUAGGCGAUAAGCAGCAUAUUUAUCACUCAGAUAAAAACGGUAAACGUGCACUCGAGAUACUUUUCGACUAUUUGGAGACAUACAACGACUUAUGCCAUCUCUCAACAUUAACCUCCAAGAGACAGCCAUGCUCCGUGUACGAGAUGCUCGCUUGGCUCUCGGGACUAACGCACAAUCCGGUACACCAAAGUAAGCUAAGCGUAGCCAUCAUGAACGUUUUGGAAGAGCUAUACAAAAGAGGUAGAGAAGAUGAGGGAGAACAUGGCGACGUAUUAGCAGUAGAACGACAAGCAGACGGAGGGGAGUUCAAAGUGUCAUUGGUUGAUGCACGCUCCGUAUCCCUGGAAGCCUACCCACGUGACGUAUCAUAUGAUGAACUGUGGGCAGCCGUGACGCAUAUAUGUUCGACUUCAUAUGACGUCCUUUGCGCAAUUGCCGGUCACGGCGACGAAUUCACGACAUACGCUGUGGACUAUUCCAACAAUCACAUGAAAUUCAAUUACCCCCAAAACGGGGAAGAUUGUCUCGAUAUGCUCCUUGACAUCCUUCGUCGAAUGUUGCCAACAUUACAAUAUUUGUAUAGUCAGUGCAGGCUCAGCAAUGGGCUCAACGGUUGGCAAGCGUGCAAGUACGGCAAGGAUAUCAUGACAGCCAAAUGGCCAUGCAAAGUUCAUCCAUCCGACGAACCAGAUAAUAAAUCAAACUGCCAAGCAAAGUGUAAACCAACGUGCCAAGCAAAGUGCGAAGUAACGUGCCAAGUAGAUUGCCAACCAACAUCGCCAUUGAUGAGUUACCUGAACGACUGCUUGCCGGGUCAUUUACCUCAUCAACUUACUAAAAUUGGAUGUAAGUACGAGUGUUCCAAUUGCUCAACUUCUAAAAAGGGUAAGCCUUGCCUGACGCCUCUUGGAUUCAAAGGUUUCUCCGGAUCCACACGUAUGGGUAAGGACAUAUGUGAAGUGCUGACCAAAUUCAUCAACAUCAAGCAUCUUACGGGUCUAUUCACGCUGAUUCCCAAGCCGCCUUCCACGUUGCCAGAGCACUUCGGUUUUACCUUGGCGCUGGCGAUUGGUAUUAAUGCAACAUCUAGAACUAAUAAUUACGAUCCUCAUGCGUUUAGAGGCGUGUUUGCCGCAUCCAUCUACGAGCAAACUAUUAACCUCUGUACCGACCAAUCCACAUUGACCAAUGCGUUAACCGACGCAUAUGGGUCGCCGUCUCCAACACAUGGCGUAUGCGAACAUGCCCACGUUAGAAAUCUCACGGCGUCCGAUAGCUGCAAAGGGAAGACCAAUUUGGAACUCGAAUGCGCUCCGUACCUUGCCAAUUUAUCUGUCGACUGUUAUCGAUACCUCGGUAAAAAGCAUUCCAACCUCUACUUGUCAUGGGCUGUCUACCUCCCUUGGAGCUUUUGGACGAAUCUUAAAAAUCUAUAUGACGCGUUUUGCAACAUUUACUGUCAAGACUGGGGCUGUCGUGGUUGCUUAAGAGGCGACAAGUGCAAACGUGGAGAACAUGGAUCAAUAAGUGACGCUUCCAAACAACCUAAUUGCCAAUGCCACUCCAUUGUUGACUGCAGAGGCGUCGCUCCAACUUUGUACAGUUAUGGCUUUUCCUUCGGUGACCCAUCGAAAUUGCAGAACGAGCAUUAUCCAAACACAUGUGCCGACUUCCGCAAGCAAUUGAAAAAUGUAUUGAAGUCGGAAUACUUCACAAAAUUAUUUGAAGAGUGUGACAAAUUCUUAUUCACCAUCAGAGAGCCCUUCAUCUGGCUCAACGUCGCCCUCUGGCUCCUCUCCUUCCUCUACCUCCUCCACAUCAUGGUCAUCCGCCUCGACCUGCUCCACAUCAAAUCGCAUUUGCACUCACCAUCAUCACAUCGCAUCGCCACGCAAUCACUACUCGCCGCUGCACGUGUUAAAGCACUCAACAAAGUGCUGUACCUGCAACCUUGA